CCCAGUCUGACAUAUGCAAGGGCAGAUGGACAUCGUAGCUUAACUAUUCCUGCAGGAAAACGCAAAGCUACCUCGAAAAUUGGAUGAUUUAAAAAAAUAAAUAAAUAAAUCUGCAUUAGAUUGAGGAGCAUGUGAAUUGUCAGAAUGGAUGAUUUAGAUCACAGUAUUCACAUUGCAGAGGAUGACUGGACAAGCUUCUAUGAGGAGAGUGAGGAGUGCAGUCUGCAGCAGCCUUCACUUGCCUGCCUUGAUGAUGCCAGCCUCACAGAUUCAGAGGAUUCGGGAAACCUAAGCUCAGCUGUCAGCCAAAGCCAGCAAGACUCACAGCAGAAUCCUGAUAAUGACAAAGAUGGAGAUACAAGCAACACAGCAGAAUGCACUGAAGAACAAAGCUCUAAUUUGUCAGUGCCACUUAAUCAGCCGGAGGAUGCUGCAACAAAAUCUGAAGAGGACUCUGAAGUAUAUCCUAAAUGUCCUGCACCAGUCCCAGAGGAGACAGGUUACAGCGCUACAAACACUCUGCAAACUGAGCUACUGAAUAAAUCAGAACAUCUGACAAAAGAUGGAGAAGUGCAGCCAGAGAGUGAACCGCUUUCUUGUCACCAAACAGGAUUAAAUGUGAACGAGCCAGACACGACAGAGAGGGCUGUAAAGGAAGAUGUAAGGAGUGUUUCUGCAAGAGCAGAGAAAGAACGCUGGUUUGUGACAGUGAACGAUAAUCCCGCACGAUGGCGAGCACGUCCCACCUCUGUAAAAAAAAAACAAAGACAAAAAAAACCCUUUGAGAGACGUCAUGCGUGCAACACUACUCAGGAGAACUCACCUGAAAGUGGUGUAAAGUUAGAGAUGAAUGAAAAUAAACCUGCAUCUCAGGGAAGAAGGGAAUCUAAAUCAAACCAAAACCAAAAAUCAGGCAGCAACCCAAAUUAUGAACACAACGUGGAGGUAGGAGUCAUUUCAGAAUCAUCACAAGCGGCUUUAAUAUCUGAUGAAGAAGACAAUUUUCCAUCACUCAAACAAAAUAUUCUUAAGCCAAUGAUGAAGAGAAGCAAAAGUGAACCAGACAGCUCAGCUUUGAUGGCACAAGACCCACUCACGCAUUCACAGAUGGAGAAUGAGGAGUGCGAUGAGCUUGAAGACAGUGCUGAGUUCCUCUCCGUUUACAGUUAUGAUUCAGAAAGCUAUUUGUCAGCAGCUGAAUCAGUGGAGGAAGCUCAGCAUCCUCCUCAACACCCAGAAAUGUGCCGCUCGUUAUCUUUGACAUCCGGCUGCCAAAAAAAAGAUGCUGACUCUACACAGGACAGACAAAUGCAUUCUUCUUUUCCCACCAAUGUGUCAGCUGCCAGCUGUAAAGUUUAUGAAGGUACCGGCGCUGUGCCUUCCCCGAUGCAUCCAUCUGCCAACCAAAGAAAUACAAGCAUGCCAGAUCAUAUCCCCCCAUGUGAAAAUGAAACACACAGCUUGAUACUCUUGGACACACCUGGAGCCCAAAGACACAAAAUCAAUCUUUCAGUACCUGGUUUCUCUAAGGAAGAACAGCCCUCCCCUCUCUGUGUUCCUGAUGUAACAGUAAAACCUUGCUCUGAGGAAGACUGCCCAGAAACAUAUGCCAAAGCUGAGGGUCACAGUCGACCCGUGUACGCCAUCUCUGCUUUUUGGGAUGAAAUGGAAAAAUUGACAAUAAAUGACAUUUUGCAGCUCAGAAUGAAUAGAGGCUCCUCACCUAGAGAAACAGGAGAAGCCACGACACCAAAUGUAGAUGAAUCCCCAACAAUUCAUGACCCUCUGGUUGACACUGUGGAGUAUAAUUUGUCUUGCAGCACUCCCAUGGAUAUUUCAGACACAGCAGACUCAGACUAUUUUACGCAGGCCGAUGAAUCUAAGCCAGACCAAUCAAGCUGUGAGUUUUCCACCUCAGAUUUUGAAGAGGAGUGCUGGCAGUUUGUUGGCGCCAGCAGGAACCCCAGCCCUGACCCUCACAGAAAAAACAAGCACAGCAGGAGUGACUCUCCAUUCUUCUCAAACGAUGAGUCCACAUGCUCCGAAGGCAGAGAGACGCCUGUGCCUUUAGAGGACUUUGCAGGGCAGUGUUUUGAUAGCCAGAAGCCCCACACUUUGUCCUCAAGCACACUUGCAUUGCCUAGACAGUUAACCAAAAGUAAAAGUAUGCAGAAUAUACAAACUCUCAACAGAAAGAAUGCAUCUUUGCCUGCUUUACUUGGUAAUGAUGAAAGUAGUCUGUUUUUUAGCAGAUGUCAGUCUUUGGCAGAAAACACUGCUUUUAAACUAAGUGACAGCCUGGAAACACAAAUUCCUCUGUCUUUUCUAUCCAGCACAGACUUUCUUGAUUACCAAAUAUCUUACCCAGAGGUGUUUGAAUACUUUUUCACAGAGGAUAAGGUAAACUCUGACUCCAGGCACUUCACUGUUUAUGAUCCAAAAGACAUCUCCGUGCCUCCUGUCUUUGACUAUGCUCUUUGUUCAUGUAGAGAUGAAAUGUCUUUCUCUCCUCUUCACUGCAAUGAGGAGAAACCCAUCCCCAUUUUCUCUUGUUCUCAUCCUACCGUCAGAGAACUCACACUGCCCAAGGUGGGCAGUGGGUUUGCACUCAAUGUUUUCUUGAGUGCAAACUCUGAUGAAGUGGAUGCCAUCUCUCCCCUGAGAAUUGUGUCUCAUUCUUUCAUUCAGGCCCACCAACAUGGAUCCACAGUAGAAGCAGCCGUGGGUGGAUCUGCCAGCUGGAAAAGUUUACUGCCGAUAAGAAAAAUUCACUUCCAUGAUAAAGGGAGCAUAUGGUGCAGAGGAUCUGGUGACUGGGUGUUUCCAGUUGACUUCGAGAAGAUACCCAGCAGGAGAGAAGAUCCAUGGGCACCGGUGCUGAGUGUGGGAAGGGUCUCCCCGGUGUCCUCGCAGCUGUUUAGAGAGCUAGAAGAGCAGCAUUUCAUUUUGGAAACUAUACAGACAACAAGACACCAGGGCAUCUUCUCCACACUGAAGCAGUCAGACAUGUGUUUAGUCUGCAUUGCCUUUGCCUCCUGGGUACUAAGAUCCUCUGAUCCAGAGGCUGCUGAUGCCUGGAAAGCAGCUCUACUAGCAAAUCUGAGUGCACUAUCAGCUAUCCGGUACCUGCGGCAGUAUGUGAAGAAGAGGAAUCCUCAACCUGAAUUCUGAUAUGUACAUACAAAACAAACUACUUCCAGCCAUUCUCACUUGGGUCCAUGGAUAAAAAGAAAUCCACUGUAUUUAUAUUUUGCAAAAUGUCUACAGUUAAAGUGCAUACACAAAGUUUAAAGCUGCAGCCCGGCAUGAAUUGAGAGAAAUUAAAGUUGUUUCCAGCCUCAGUUGUUCUGGUGCAAUUUUUAGGUCAAGUAUGGACAAAGAUGACAAAGAUAUUCAGAAUUUAUAGCUUCAGUGUGAAAGAACAACAAUGCAGUUUAGAGCCACAAAGCAGAGAUUUUACAGCGAUAUCAGGCAUUUUAAUGUUUUAUUAACUUCAGUGUGUCACUUCUGGGUAGGUCUGUGUUGAUACAAGGACCAUAACUAGACAUUUUAGAUUUGCUCACCACCUUCCACUUUGAAUGUCUUGUUGUGCUAAAACACACAGCUGCAUAAUGUCAGAGCAGCUUAAUUUUGACCAGAUGGAGAGUGUAAGUGGUUGUCUGUGUGGAGGAAGAAAGGUUUUGCUGUAGAUGUCUCAUAUGUAUUUUGCUGUAUGUUGUAGGGAAAGGUUAAAUAGGUGACAGAAAAGCUUUGAAUACAAACGGUGGCUCGCAAAUGUCUUUGUUUGAGAGAAUCUUAAGACAAAGUCACGUCUGUGUAUGAUUGCACACUGUGUGAUUUAAGAGGUGUUUAGAGGGGAUCUUUUUCAAACAUUUUCCACAAGAUGAAAUUAUUCAGCUGAAUAAGGUUAACUCAGCUUAUUAUUGUAUAAAGAUGUGAAAAAUCCUGGGUAAAUUAAAAUAAAUAAACUGGUUUAGUGUCAAAAUUGUUUGUUUUCUUCUUGCUUUUGUUAUCAGGUAGGGGGGCACAGAGGCACAAGUGGGGAGAUGUUGGUUUAAAAUGAUUAAAAAGUCAGGGCAAGAUCUCCUAUGAUGAUGUCACAUCCUGCGGGUGUACAAAUUUCAAGCUAAACGAAUUUCUCAUUAGUACCUUCAACAAAACACAAAAGACAACAAUUUAUGUUUAGUUGGUUUUAGUGUCUCAAAUUUAUCUUGUUGCUCUUGUGAAGUGACAAUUUUGUUCAAAGAUUUUCAUGUAAAUGGUUGUUGUCAAAACACUUCAUGUGAUUUGCUUUUAGUGCCACAAAUGAUUAAAUGCAAUCAAAUCAAGAA
Molecule: messenger RNA, 4331 nt
Organism: Neolamprologus brichardi
Lineage: Eukaryota; Metazoa; Chordata; Actinopteri; Cichliformes; Cichlidae
Gene: perm1b
Product: PPARGC1 and ESRR induced regulator, muscle 1b
Biological process (GO): response to muscle activity; regulation of DNA-templated transcription
Cellular component (GO): nucleus; cytoplasm
Source: RefSeq, a predicted model, not a curated record